Messenger RNA from Choloepus didactylus (southern two-toed sloth), 3540 nucleotides. RefSeq names its product zinc finger protein 596-like. Gene Ontology annotation, molecular function: RNA polymerase II cis-regulatory region sequence-specific DNA binding; DNA-binding transcription factor activity, RNA polymerase II-specific. Lineage: Eukaryota; Metazoa; Chordata; Mammalia; Pilosa; Megalonychidae. The transcript is spliced from 6 exons. The record is from RefSeq and is a predicted model, not a curated record. Gene Ontology annotation, biological process: regulation of transcription by RNA polymerase II. Bases 440 to 1798 code for a protein of 452 amino acids.
ACAGUGGGUCCAGUGGGUCCUCAAACCCAUUCUGUGGUUAUUUCCCCAGGUCCAGAAUGCAUAAUUGGAAUAGACAUAGCAACUGGCAGAAUCCUCACAUUGGUCCCCUGAUUCAUGGAGUGAGGACUGUUAUGGUGGGAAAGGCCAAGUGGAAGCUGCCAGAAUUUCCCCUGCUUAGCAAAAUAGUAAACCAGAAGCAAUAGCAGAUUCCUGGAGGGAUUGCAGAGAUUAAUGCCAAUUUUAAGGACUUGAAGCAUGCAGGGGUGGUGAUCCCCACCACACCCCCAUUCAGCUCUCCUAUUUGGCCUAUGCAGAAAACAGAUGGGUCCUGGAGGAGGACAGUGGAUUAUCUUAAGCUUAAUCAGCUUUGCUCACCCACUGAUUUUCUGUUUGUGAGUGAAAACCCAGAGUAAGACAGUUGUCAGCUGAACUACUGACAAUGCAACUACUGGAAUCAGUAGCCUUCAAAGAUGUAGCUAUAGACUUCCACCAGGAGGAGUGGGCUCUUUUGGACAUGUCCCAGAGAAAACUGUUCAGAGAUGUGAUGCUGGAGAUUAUCAGUCAUCUGGUCUCAGUGGAAUAUCAGGUCUUCAAAUCAGGUGUGCUUUCCCAAUUAGAGCAAAAAGAGGAACUGUGGAGAGAAGGAAUGGGAUGUCUACAAAAUCUGGGUUCAGGCAGUGAAAGUGGCCUUCAAAAACAGGAGAUGAUAUCCAUACAACAUGUCUACAGGAAAGAUGCAACUACCAUCGUGUCAUUGAUGCAGAGAUCUCACGUCAUUCAAAAGAAGCCUUUUAACUGUAAUGAUUUGCAAGAUUUCACUCACAGAUCCACAGUUACUCAACAUGUGUUAAGUCACCAGGAAAAGAAAUGCUAUUUCAGCAAACCAUUUGGAAAAGCCCUCGGUGACCAGUUAUCUUUUACUCAAUAUAAGCAAGUUCAUACUAGAUAUAAAUCAUAUAAAUAUCAUCUAAGUGAUAAAACCUUUAAUCAAAAUUCUAGUCUUAAAGAGUAUCAUGGAACUGACAUUUGGAAGAAAUCUUAUGAAUGUCAUCUAUGUGAGAAAGCCUUCACUCGUUGUUCUACACUUAAACGACAUGAGAAAAUUCACAAUGGAGAAAAACCAUAUAAAUGCCAUCAGUGUGGGAAGGCCUUCAGUAGAUCUUUUCACCUUAAACACCAUGAGAGAAUUCACACUGGAGAAAAACCCUAUGAAUGUCAUCUGUGUGGGAAAGCCUACACUAACUGUUCUGCCCUUAAACAACAUGAGAGAACUCACACUGGAGACAAACCAUAUCAAUGUCAUCUAUGUGGGAAAGGCUUCAGUGCACCUUAUCAUCUUAGAGAACAUGAAAGAAUACACACUGGAGAGAAACCAUAUGAAUGUCAUCUAUGUGGCAAAGCCUUCACUCAUUGUUCUGCCUUUAGGCGACAUGAGAGAAUUCAUACUGGAGAGAAACCAAAUCAAUGUCAUCUUUGUGGAAAAGCCUUCACUCAUUGUUCUGGCCUUAGACGACAUGAAAAGAUUCAUACUAGAGAGAAACCAUAUGAAUGCCACCAGUGUGGGAAAGCCUUCAGUACAUGUUUUAACCUUAAAGAACAUGAGAGAAUUCACACAGGAGAGAAACCACAUCAGUGUCACUUAUGUGGGAAAGCUUUCACACAGUAUUCUGCCCUUAGGCAUCAUGAGCGAAUACACACUGGAGAGAAACCAUAUGAAUGUCAUCGAUGUGGGAAAGCUUUCACUCAUUGUUCUAGCCUUGUACAUCAUGAGAGAAUUCAUUGGAGAAAAACCCUAUGAAUGUCAUCAGUGUGGGAAAGAUUUCACUCAUACUGACCUUAGAUGACACAAGAGGACUCAGACUGCAUAGAAACUGAAUGCUACUGAUGACGGAAAGCCUUCACUCGAUGUUAUCUUAGACAAAAUGAGAGAACUUACUUUGGAGAGAAGCUGAAAGAAUAUCAUCAAAAUGAGGAAGCCUUCACUCAUUGUUCUCCCCUCAGGUGACAUGGGAGAACUCACAAUGAAGAGAAACCAUACAAAUGCCAUCUAUGUGGGAAAGCCUUCAUACAUGUUUUUAUCUUAACAUGAAAGAAUUCACCCUUUGCUCAUUGUUUUGGCUUUAGAGAACAUAGGAGACCUCACACUGGAAAGAAACCUGUGAAAGUCAUCAGUAUAGGAAAACCUUCCAUUAUUUCUCUAAUCCUGGGCAACAUGAAUGAAUUCACUUUGAAGAAAAACCAUUACAGCAUCAUCCAUGUGGGAAAACCAGAAUUUUUGUAACCAUAGACAACAUGGGAGUAAACCCUUUAGUACCAUAUAUGGGAGAAAGCCUUUAGGGAAAGAUGUGAUCUUGGAUGAUAUGAUAAAACUAACACUAUUAUUGCUUUGAAUAUGGAAGAAAUUUAAACCAUGGAGUUAACCUUUAACAUGCCAGAAAGCUCACAUACUUACUGAAGAAACACUAAUCAAUAUGGAAAAGCUUUUGUCAUCGUUACUACUUCAGUUGGUCUAAGGUCAUUCAUAGCAAAAAGAAUGUAUCUAGCAAAGCCUUCAUUUGAUGGACUGAUGAUAUAUAACAUGAGUGAACUCAAAAUAUGUUUGUAAUGAAAGUGUAAUAGUCCUCAUCCACUAUUCUCAUAAACAAAGCAAUCACAUGUGAGAAGUUGUACUCAAUGUGGAAUUGACUCAAUACAAUUUAUCCUUUAAAUAAAGUAAGUUUAUACCACUGGUGAGAUACACUAGGUCCAUAAUCAUUGCACUACCAUUCAACCAAGCACUGACUUUGGUGUGCAAAAGAAAAUUCAGUGUGGGAAUAGCUAUGUAAACAGAAGAUGAGAGAGAUAAGUCUUUAAUAGUGAGACAGAACUCUGUGGGUGAUUGCCAGAUAAUUCAUACAGGAGAAGUUAUUAAGUGAAAAUCAUGAGAAAUCAUGUUAUCCAUGCAGCAGCCCUUGUUGGCAUGUGAGGAUUUAUCUCAGUGUCAUGAAUGAAUGAAAGUCUUCAAUGAUCACUCAUUCCUUGGCAUUAGUAUUCUUCCACAGAAGAAAGAACAGUCCUUUAAUCAAAAUUGGAAAACCUUCAGCUCACAUCAUAAAGCUAGUGUUUUCUAAAACACUGAAAGGACCCUUGAACACACAUUUCAGCAAAGAAUCCAGAAUUUUGAACAAGAAGUAUUGGAAACAUGUAGGAUGAUGAUUAUGUAGUGGCCUGGGAAUAUGUAUGAAGAAUUUUUAAGAAGCAAUAUUAAAUGAGAUUAAACUCAAAAGAUUAGUACUUACAAAUAAAGUUGCUGAAAUUGUUCAAGUCCAGUAUACGGAUCCAUCAAAAAAUAAUUGACAAUAAAUUGUAACAUUUAGAGCACAAAGAUAUGUAUCUUAACUAUUAUUUUAGUCUUAUAGGUGCCUGGUAAGAAUGAAAACAAACAUGGAAAAGUAAACACUUAAGAAAUGUAGUCUGAUGGUACAUAAAUUCUCCUCUUUUAAAAUGCCACUUAAAAUUGCUAUCAAAAUUUAGGAAGGCCUUCUCUCACCAGGCAUCCUU